Messenger RNA from Clupea harengus (Atlantic herring), 1522 nucleotides. It is a transcript of the gene cldn28, whose product is annotated as claudin 28. The record is from RefSeq and is a predicted model, not a curated record. Gene Ontology annotation, molecular function: structural molecule activity. Lineage: Eukaryota; Metazoa; Chordata; Actinopteri; Clupeiformes; Clupeidae. Gene Ontology annotation, cellular component: membrane; bicellular tight junction.
UCCUACACACACACAGACACACACAAACAUUCUCUCUCUCUCUUUCACGCCCCACAAGACCUGCUGCACAACUAAAAAGUUGGUCAAACUCUGUCAAUAAUCGGAGGUAACUGCGCACCGUGGCUGAAUAUGUCUCACUGUCGCUUCUGCUUUCAGAACUGGAAUCUUUUUUAACUUUGUCCUGGAAACCAGAGCUGGAGCAUGGUGAGCCGACAGAUCCUGGCCUUCGUGCUGGCCCUCAUCGGCUUCCUGGGCACCAUCCUGAUCUGUGCGCUGCCCAUGUGGAAGGUGACGGCUUUCAUCGGGGCCAACAUCGUGACCGCCCAGGUGUUCUGGGAGGGCCUGUGGAUGAACUGUGUGCUGCAGAGCACCAGACACCUGCAGUGCAAAGCCUACGACUCUCUCCUCGCUCUUCCCCAGGACCUGCAGGCAUCACGGGCCCUGGUGUGUGUCUCCAUCGCCGUCGGCGUGGCGGCCAUUUGCCUGAGCGUGCUCGGGGCCCGGUGCACAAACUUCUACAGAGACGAGAGGACCACCAAGGCUCUGAUAGGCCUCUCCGCGGGGAUAGUGUUCAUGGCGGCUGGGGUGCUGUGCCUCGUGCCCGUGAGCUGGUCAGCUCACGUCAUCAUCACAGGUUUCUAUAACCCCCUGGCCACGGAGGGGAGGCGGGGGGAGCUGGGGGCCGCCAUCUACGUGGGCUGGGUGUCUGGGUUCCUCCUCUUCCUGGGGGGAGGGAUGCUCUGCAGCACCUACUCGCAGAGAUGCUGCUGAGAACUAACUCACCACUGAGACCAAACAACGAACUGGACCUCCAGUUAGAAUGGAUGGAACAUAUUCACGAGGCCAAACUUUUGUGGGCUUUUUUUAGAUGUCUCAAUGUCAGCAGUUAUCUUAGCCAUUAUAGAGAUGCCAACCUGUGAUUCCAACCUGUGAUGCCAGUGCCAUUACAUUUACCGUAGACUGUGGAUGUAAUAAGAGACAUGGGAGUGGAGAACCAGCCUAGUAUGACUGUAACAGUAGAUGUUUACAAAUGUUUUCUUGUAUAUUUACAUUUUUUAAUCUGUGAUUCUAGCAUUAUUUAACUUGAGCUAAACCUUCAGUCAUAAAACUGACAUACCCAUGUCAUUGAUGUGUCAUCUGGUUAGUCAUCAUGCCAGUGAACAUUAAACCCUGUGACGGUGACCGAUGAUUGUGACAUGACAGUGUUCAAUCGGAAUCAUAAUCUCUAGAAGUCAUGACACGUUUUGUAACAUGUCAUUGUUAGACAUGUUUAUGGCAUAUAUAUUAUAUCACUGUUAGACAUGUUUAUGGCAUAUAUAUUAUAUCAUUGUGAGACAUGUUUAUGGCAUAUAUAUAUUAUAUCAUUGUUAGACAUGUUUAUGGCAUAUAUAUUUUGUGGCCUCAAGUAGAGAAAGUAGCAGUUUUUAUAUAUCUAGCCAUCCAAAAUCUUUAUGAAGUCAAAAUCUUUAUGUAGUCAAAUGUUUAUAUGAAGUCAAAUGUUUGUAUUUCUAAAUGUCUAAUU